Molecule: messenger RNA, 1046 nt
Organism: Trifolium pratense (red clover)
Lineage: Eukaryota; Viridiplantae; Streptophyta; Magnoliopsida; Fabales; Fabaceae
Product: histone chaperone ASF1B-like
Exons: 3
Coding region: 241-816 (191 amino acids)
Biological process (GO): DNA replication-dependent chromatin assembly
Cellular component (GO): nucleus
Molecular function (GO): histone binding
Source: RefSeq, a predicted model, not a curated record
UGUGUGUGAGAGGGGUGUGAGGUGUGAAUUUUAGUCUUAAAAAGGUCCUUCCCUCCCUCUCUCAGAGUCCCUCCCGCCAACACAUUUGGUUUACCCUCGCUCGCCUCUCUUUUUGAAUUAUUAUUAUUAUUAUUACUUAGUCUCCGUUGGUUCGUUCGUGUUUUGAAGGAAAGAAAGAAAGAAGAUUCUCGAAGAAGAAGAAGAAAAAGAAGAAGAAGAAGAAGAAGAAGAAGAAGAAACAUGAGCGCCGUGAACAUCACCAACGUUACCGUCCUCGACAACCCUGCUUCCUUUCUCAAUCCCUUUCAGUUCGAGAUUUCCUACGAGUGUUUGGCUGCUCUCAAAGAUGAUUUGGAGUGGAAGCUCAUUUAUGUUGGAUCUGCUGAGGAUGAGACUUAUGAUCAAUUGUUAGAGAGUGUUCUUGUUGGUCCUGUCAAUGUUGGAAACUAUCGCUUUGUUUUACAGGCAGAUCCACCAGACCCGUCAAAGAUUCGCGAAGAAGAUAUAAUUGGUGUUACGGUGCUUCUGCUGACCUGCUCUUAUUUGGGUCAAGAGUUUAUUCGUGUUGGUUAUUAUGUCAACAAUGACUAUGAUGAUGAGCAGCUGAGAGAGGAACCUCCAACAAAGGUUUUAACUGACAGGGUUCAAAGGAACAUUUUAUCUGAUAAACCAAGGGUCACAAAGUUCCCCAUCAAUUUCCACCCUGAGAACAAUGAAAAUGAAGAGCAACCCCCUCCAUCGGAGCAACAACCUGAAACUGGAGAAGAUCCACUGACUUUGGCUGAUCACGAUCCCCCAAAUGAGGGCGAUAAAUGAAGGGGUUUCUUAUCAUUUUCUAGGUAUACAGGCCUUUCAAUUCCCCAAUGUCCAACUUUACAUUACCUGUAUGGAUUAAGAUGUUUUUUUUGAAUCUCUUAUGGAUGAAGUAGAUGAUAUGAUUCAUGAGUUUUUUUGGAAGUAGGAGGAGUCUUUCAAUUACUAGGUUCAAGAUGCUUGUAAUGUUUGAAAACCAGUUACUGUCAAUAAAACUUUGCGAUACAAUCCAA